UCGUUAGCCAAUCCUGGGUCCGCCCUUGUCCAAGUGCAUAACAAGCUAUGUAUCUAGAAAAGACAAAAUAUCCUGUAAUUUGGAAUGCGGGGAGUACGUAGUAAACUGAGAAUGAGGUCACUCAUCUUAUCUAUGGAUCUUUGGAAGUGUACGCCUCUUAUGCCCAUGAAGCUUAGGCUACGUUCUUGUCUUGGUAAUUGUCUAUUUGAGCAUUUGUCUUGCCAAAAAUUCCUGGGAAUAUGCAUGGCAAUGACUUGCAUCGUCACACCGUACCUGACGGAGAGCUCUGUCCCAGGGCCAAAUGACAAAUAAAACAGUCAGUAACUUAUCUAUGGCUUCUUGCUGAUACAUACAGUUCACUCUUGCUCUCAUCACAUAUUCCUCGUCAUAUUCUCCUAAGGGCACAAUAACUCCAAUGCAACACAACAUUCAAAUUAAUAGAUAUUCUCCAAUUUUUUGGCUUGACAUGCUGUGUGCACACUUAUAUAAGACUAGGAGUAGCUGAUAGCUUUGCAAUAUCACUCAACACAUGUGUGUGCAUAGAUCAUAGGAAACUUUGUUUUAGUUACUAAACUAUAUGCAUAUAUAUAGGUUAGUAGAAAUUAAGGUAUAAAGAGAGAUCAGUUAUAGUAUGUUAGAGAGAUGUCUCUGGAGCUGAGGUGAAAACUGAGAAAUGGCUGACCAAACCACAGUGAGCGUUGAAGAGCAGAGGCAGGUGGCCAUCAGCGUGUUGUGCUCGACGCCAAGUGAGCGGAGCCUCGCCGUCGCCGUCGCCGCCGGCGGCAGCGCCUCGACCCCGAGAUCCAACACCAGCAAACAGCUGGUGCCGCUGGACUCCCUGCAGAAACUGAUGCUCAAGUCGCCGCCGCAGGCUGACGUGGUGGAAGACGACGAGCAAACGCAGCUGGUGCCGCUGGCGAAGAAGGUGGCGGCGGAGUUCAUCGGCACGUUCAUCCUCAUGUUCGCGGUGGUGUCCACCAUCGUGGCGGACGCGCAGCACGGCGGCGGCGCGGAGGGCCUGGUGGGCGUGGCGGCGUCGGCGGGGCUGGCGGUGGUGGCCGUGGUGCUCGCCGUCGUGCACGUCUCCGGGUCGCACCUGAACCCGGCCGUGAGCCUGGCCAUGGCCGUGUUCGGCCACCUCCCGCGCGCGCACGUGCUCCCCUACGCCGCCGCGCAGACCAUGGGGUCCCUCGCCGCCACGUUCCUCGCCAAGGCCAUGUACCGCCCCGCCGACCCCGCCGUCAUGGCGACCGUGCCCCGCGCCGGCGUCGGCGCCGCCCAGGCCUUCUUCCUCGAGCUCGUGCUCACCUUCGUGCUCGUGUUCGUCAUCACCGCCGUCGCCACCGACCCGACCUCGAGCAAAGAGCUGGUGGCCAUCGCGAUCGCGGCGGCGAUAAUGAUGAACGCUCUCAUCGGAGGGCCGUCGACGGGGCCGUCGAUGAACCCGGCGCGGACGAUCGCGGCGGCGCUGGCGACGGGGAAGUACAAGGACAUCUGGGUCUACCUGCUGGCGCCGCCGCUGGGGGCCAUUGCAGGAGCUGCCACCUACACCCUCAUCAAGCCCUGAUCCAUCGCGUCCGGCGUCCGCGUGAUGCAAAUAGCAAGAACAUUAUUGGCGCUAAUUAAAAUGCCAAGGUUUUAAAAUUUAAUGACGAGGGCAAGGGAGGAGGAGGGAUUCAUAAGCUAGCUAUAUAUGCAUGCCAGAAAUGAUUACAAAAUUUUACACAUUUUUUUUGUACAAAUACUAAUGUUUACGAAUGCAAAGGUUUAUUGGGACGCACGGAUAUCCACUUAGUCCACAUGUUCUAUAGUGAAUUUGGAUGAAUAUGAGCGUAUUCAAACAAGGCGUAAAGGAUGGUAAGACUUUUUAUAGGACAUCAUAAUUAUGAAACAUACUUAGCAUAUCUUGUGUAAUAUAUGUUUUUUUAGGAAAUCUUGUGUAAUA
Molecule: messenger RNA, 1945 nt
Organism: Sorghum bicolor (sorghum)
Lineage: Eukaryota; Viridiplantae; Streptophyta; Magnoliopsida; Poales; Poaceae
Product: aquaporin NIP3-3
Exons: 3
Coding region: 674-1567 (297 amino acids)
Biological process (GO): transmembrane transport
Cellular component (GO): membrane
Molecular function (GO): channel activity
Source: RefSeq, a predicted model, not a curated record